UUCGUUCAAUACAACGCUACGCUAGAAGACAAGCUAGUUAAUUUGUUGCUAACAGUUUUGUGCUGUAUGUCUAGAGAUAUUUAGACUAGUAUUCAUGAAAGCUCGCAGGCCAAUUGCUGUGAGCAUUUUUCUAGAAAAACCCACUCUUUGGAAAAUGGAAUGUUAUGAAACAGCCACUAAAGAAAACUAAGAGCAGAUAAAGUUAUUUUACAGCGAACUGAAAAUGAACGGACUGUGUAGAGGUGAGUUUACCCCAAUUUAACGCGUUUCAGGAGCUGGAGUUGGUUACGUGGAGGGCUUGAACGUUAUAUAUAUGUUGAUUUCGUGAAAAUCAACUAAGCGAAACUAAUGGAAAAGAAUAGAAACCUGUCAAAAACGUAGCUUCGAAAACAAUCUGUCAGUGUAAAUGCUACAGUGGUCAAUGGUCAACCUCGAUUUCUCGAAGCAUAUGCCAUGUAAAAUUUACUCAGCCCUGUAAUCCCGUCGUAAAUUCUUCAAAAACUUUCUGUUCCAUCACCUACUAAUUCUUGAGGCAGACGUUUCACUUGAUUGCCCAAAUUAAUUCUUCAAAAUCCUGAAAAUCAUUUAAACAAAACGAAUGGAAAGAAUAGAAAACUAUCGAACAGUAUUAAAAUACUCUCAAGCUGACUUCUAAUCCUCCUCUAUCCCUUUUCUUACUCAUGUUUCAAGGAAAUUCUUGAUAAAUAUUGCUUAUUGAGGCUUCUCAGUUCCUCCUUUCGCAUGGCCCGUAAAAUUAAUCAAGCCCAACGAAAACAGAUUGUUCCCGAAGACACUGCCCUGAAGACUGUUCCAUGGCUGUGUCGUGCAUUAAACACCAACUGAAGCUUUUGUUUCUUGUAUGUGCUUGUCAGUAUCUCAUCUGUUUAUGUAACAAGAUAGAUUCCUAAGCUUUAACGACUUAAAAGUGACUUAAAACGAUAGAGCAGGUUGUUUAAUGAGAAGAUUAAUUCAAUACUGCUUUGUUGUUUGUCAAUUUACACUUGUUUAGACAACGGGCUGUUUAUCAAGGUUUGUGUCUGAGUGUGAAUCUCGCGCGGGCCGUGAAUUUUAACCCUCGCGAUGAAUGUGUGCUUUGCGGCUGUCCGAUCGUUCGCGCACUCGGGAAGAAGAGAGAUAGCCGACCUUUGCGACAAGAUUGACUAUAAGAAAAUAUGGAGCCCGGAAAGACUCGCCUGAUCGUAAGUUACAUUAGUUUUUUCUGUAUACGAGCAAAAAAAAUAAAAUAAAAUAAAAUAAAACAAAAAACCUAUUUUCCUCUCAGUGUAUUUAUAGCUAUUUUCAUUCACAUUUCACACUAGCUACAAAAAAACAGAUUAGAGGGAAUUUUUUUACGCAUGACGAACGUCAUUUAACAGGUUUCUCGGCAACGUUCAAAUGACAUCGUUCUUCAUUCCACUUUUCGUAAUUUUUUCUUUAGCCUCGUAUAUUAUUUCUUUUACAACUUCGUAUCCAGGGCCAUCAUUGAAAGACCGUAGUGAUAAGACCGUGUUUUUGCCGAGGAAUGCGAGAUUUAGUUUGUAACUUUUCCAAAUAACAAUCCCCUAACAUGACCGUAGCAUCGAUCGUCAACGGUGGUAAAAAUUGCUAUUUUUAAGCGCGAAAAUUUUGUUGUUCUCAGAACCACUCGAGUUUUCUUUGCCGGCGGGUCCUGAAUACAAGUUGAGAAGGGUGCGUGGGCGCAGUUUGAUUUAAGUUCCCUACCAUGUCUUCUUUAAAAACAAAAAGGACAAAAAGUGGGAAUAGUUUCCUUUAUUGAGGAGGUAUGCGAAAAAGAAAACAUUUUGUUUCGCAUAUUCAUUUGGAUAAAGGACGGCAAGUUCAAAGCGGAAUGCUCUGUGAUUGUAAGACUUAGCUUUUGAACACCCAAACAUUCCCUGAUGACUGAGGUCUUGAUUCAACUGAUGACUGGUUGUGAGGCAGUCACCCUUUGCUUGCUUCAUUCUACAGAAGACGACUUUUUGAUUUCCCAUAAAAUAAUUUGUAUAUUUCUCGCUCGUAAAUAAGGAAUAUGGAUUUUAUAGUCAGCCUGUCAUUAUGUUUAAACAUGCGUUUGGCUUACUAAUGGGGGAUUUCCGUUUUGAUAACAAGAUAUUUUCCUGCGUAGGUAUAGCGCAUAAUUCAGCGGUGAAAAAUAGGCAUGUCCCCAUGGAAAAGAAUAAUAUCAUUGCUUUAUCAGUGAAAUAUCACUUUUGCCAGACUUUUGGGGAAUCUCAACAAGAUCCGUAAAUUAUUGUUUUAUCUAUGAAAAAAGGCCACAAGCCACAAAGGGCAAAACAUUGGAAGUUCUAGUUAGCCCUCGACAAACAAUCCUGUUUUUAAUAAAAUUCACAGAUCAAUCUUACUUUGUCCCUAACAAUACUUUUAACAAGUCUCAGAAAUUUUAUUCUUUAAGAUAAUGCCUGCUACGAACCAGGUGAAGAUUAUUCUGCCUGCGUAGCUCUGGGACAAGCAUAACUGAUAAUUAUUUCAUGGCUUCAUACGAAAUAUCAGAAUAUUGCGAAUUGUUUAGGCUCGUGGAGAGAUUUUGGAUCGGCGAUAUCAAAACCAGAUGUUUUCUUCUCGUAUCAAUUCUUGAAAUAUACCGAAUUUAUUGCCAAUGAAAACAGUCAUUUUCAUUAGUCCACUCGGGUGAUUUUUUCCCCUCCUAUUUAUAACAAUCAGUGACUUUCUCCAGGCCGUUCCUAUUUUAAACUGAUGCAGCAUUUUUUCGCAAAGAUACUAGCUUGUUAUAUAUUUUUUUUAUUAAAAGAUUCCGCAGAUGCACGCUUUCUUGCCGUAUUUAUGUCUUAUAAAUGAUUUAUACCCCCACACUUUGAAGUAAAAGUUUCACCGGAUUUUAUCGAUCCCUUGAAGGUCUGAAGUUUUCUUUUAAACAUGCACAAAUAAAGUAAAAAGUAAUAAAAUCGACGAAAGAUUACAAACUACAUUAUGUUAUGAUUGUGUUUAUCUGCAUCUAUUGAACAAAAGCUCCGAGAGUCAAAGCCGAUAUCCGCAUUCAUUUUCCAAAAUUGGCGAGCAUGUCAUAGGAUUUACUUUGAUCGGAAAAGCGUCUUAACUUAAUUUACACCUAAAUCACAACGUUCAUCAACGAAAGAAUUUGCAUUUUAAAACCGAGCCUUUGUAAACAUCUCACAAACAUAUAAUGUUGCAGAUUUUUUGUUUUCAGUUCUUGUUUUGUUUCGAUCGCCUUUCAAGUAAUGCGCCUCUUUCUGGCAGACUCCGCGGCUAGCUGUCAGGAGGGUUUUCAUCUCUAAGAAGGAUUAAUCAUCUCGCUGAAAGGCAAAACUUAAAAAGCCCUUAAAAGUGACCGGCGCUAAUCAAGUGUAAAAGCCCACUUUACGGCCUGGAAGUUCGCCGUUUGUCAAGAGCCGCAUAGCUUUCUUUCCGCGGUCUUCUUCUUGUGGCACGUCAUGAUCAACGAAACUCUACCGGCAUCUGGCGUGCCGACUGCGCUAACGACUCCAGAUUACCCGUCUUGCCCAGACCCGAAUUCCAACAAGUAUGUGAAAGGCAUCAAAGCAGCUGCCUAUAUUUUAGUGAUGUUGCUCUCUCUGUUUGGAAACGCCAUGGUGGUCCGCGUCGUUCACAAAAACCGACGAAUGCGAACUAUUUCAAACUACCUGAUCAUCAAUAUGGCUCUGGCCGACCUCUUGACCACCGUCUUCAACAUGCUACCCACAACGUACUGGAUUUUUCAAGGGCUGGAUGUGUGGGCUGUGGGCGGCUGGAUAGGAGAGGUGCUUUGCAAGCUACUCAACUUCACGCAGUCCCUCUCCAUCUCGGUUUCUGUUUUCACGCUUUGCGCGAUCGCGUUCGAUCGCUUUUUCGCCAUUUUCAGGCCGUUAAAACGCGUCAUUACGUUUCGCGUUGCUAAAGGUAUCAUCGCAGCAUCGUGGUUGUCAUCUAUCAUAAUUUCAGGCCCUCAACUUUACGUUUUGGGUAUAACUGGUGAGAAAGGCGUCGCCCAGUGCGUGGAAACCUGGGAUCCUCCGUUUGAUGAAGCUAAAGCUCCGAGAGAUUACACCAUCGCGCUGUUUUUUCUGCUUUACGCCUUGCCUUUGACGGUGAUUGCCUCUCUUUACUCGGUGAUCAUGAUGAAAUUGUGGCGAAGGCAAGCACCUGGGCAAGAACUCUCUUCAAAUCAAGAAAACAAAGACAAGACCAACAGGAAAGUUCUGAAGAUGCUCGUCACGGUUGUCAUCGUGUUCGCGUUAUCCUGGCUUCCGUUAUACGUGAGAAUGUUCGUGAUGUUCGCCGAAUCGGUUCGUUAUAUUUGCGGUCUGCCAUACGCAAUGGAUUUUCUCACUCUCUAUCUCGGACAUGCUAACUCAGCAGUGAAUCCCUACAUUUACGUAAUUUUCAACGAGAAUUACAGAAGGGGUUUCAGAACUGCGCUGUCUCGGCGUCAGCGAGGAAGCAGCCGCAUCUCUGAAAGUACACGCAGAACCAGAUCAAGCCGGCUGCAUGCAGACAAAAAUGCGAGUCUCCUACGCGCGGAUUUACGUGACAAUAACAAAGCAGCUUUGCGAUUCAACAAGAAACACAACGAAAACGCAUUGUUGCCCAUGACUACGACGACAGAAAACCUUUAAUUUUUUUCAGUGUAACGGUAAGAAUCAUUGCUUUCGCUUCAGGGCACGUUAAUUUAACAGAACUUGGCACUUUGAACAAUAAGCAACGCACCGAAGACAAAUGAUCUGAUUGACCUGCAGGGCUAAUAUCGUCGCCGACGGGAAAAGAGCGAAACGAUAGCGAAACUGUAACGAUAAUCGUUUACAACACUGAUAAGAAGUGCUUAAUUAAUUACGGAAUUGAAUUUAAUAUCCGAUCGCAUUUAAAAACAAAGUUUUAAUUUCGGAGAUGUCUCCUCGUAAUUAGCACGCUGCUAAAAAGUCAUGAACGAAUCAUUGAGAUAAAUGGUUUCUUUACGUAGAGACGAUAAGCAAAUUUUCCACUUUUACCAGUUAAUUGACAACUUUCUGAAUAAUUAGGCUGCAAUGUGUAUAUGUUAUGAACUUCUGGUCUUGACCUGUAAUAAAAUAUGAAGAUAACAAGCCUUAUGAAAUCUCAACAGAUU
This is a messenger RNA of Orbicella faveolata, 5098 nucleotides long. Its product is annotated as substance-K receptor-like. Gene Ontology annotation, molecular function: G protein-coupled receptor activity. Gene Ontology annotation, biological process: G protein-coupled receptor signaling pathway. Gene Ontology annotation, cellular component: plasma membrane. NCBI's taxonomy places the organism in Eukaryota, Metazoa, Cnidaria, Anthozoa, Scleractinia, Merulinidae. The record is from RefSeq and is a predicted model, not a curated record.